CCAAGCCCGAGCUGCACUUGGGGCAUCGGGAAGCUGAAGGAGCCGGUUUAGGAAACGAGGGUGUGGUGGCCCCCGGCACGCUGUGUCGCACGGCGGCGCUUGGCUGCCCUCCACUCCUGCAGCUGGGAAGAGUUGAGGCUGGGAGUUGGUGAAACGCGCUCACCUGUCGGAACCCGGAUUUGGGCAGGGGGCAGGGAGCAGGGCCCGGCGGCCAGAGCGCGCCGGUCACGGCAACCUGGGCCGGCGGCUCUCCCCACGCCCAGACGCCACAGCCAGGGGGGCAGGCGUGGGGGCUGCUCCCGAAGACUCUAGCACCCCCCCACCCCCACCCCCACCCUGCUCUCCGCCUUUCACCCACAGGCGCCGCCGGCUUGGUGUGCCCCAAGGCUUGGUGUGCAGAGGCCAGGGUUGCAGGUUCAAGACGCUCCGCCUCCUCCUGGCACUUUGAGCCAUAAGUGCCGGCAGGGACCUUUCCACUUGGUCUGAGCCUUGGGUCACUGCUGAGGUUUCCGGGACUCUCUAGGCCAGGCACAGCCAGGACCUUUGCCUCUGACCGACGCCGUGCCUGCAGCCUGCCUGGGGUACCCCCAGCUCCGGGAGAGUCCGCUUUCCCGGGCACCGACGCCCCAACUUUUUACGAGCGGUCUGCGCCCUCUGACUGGGCGUCGGGCUCGCGUGCCAAGGGGCGCGCAUCUUCCGGAGGCCGGCAUCGCCCCCAGCGGAGCGCAGCGCGCCCUCUUCUCCCCGAGCGAGGGCGGGCUGCCUGAGCCCGGGUCCCCGGUGCACUUGGUGGGUCCCAGUGCCCCGGACUCUCCCCGCCUCAGAGCCCGCCCGCGAGGAGGGAUCGAACCCCCGAGGCCCAGGCUUCUUCCCCCGAAACUCGAGUCGGCCCCCUCCUGCCUUUGCUCUCGGGUCGGCCCAGUGAGCGGCCGCGCGGAGGAUCGGGGCGCUCGGGCCUCUUCGCCCGCGGGCUGCGCGGCGCGCACCAUGGCCGGCUGCUGCUGCCUGUCGGCCGAGGAGAAGGAGUCGCAGCGCAUCAGCGCAGAGAUCGAGCGGCAGCUUCGCCGGGACAAGAAGGACGCGCGCCGCGAGCUCAAGCUGCUGCUGCUGGGAACUGGUGAAAGUGGCAAAAGCACCUUUAUCAAGCAGAUGAGAAUUAUCCAUGGGUCUGGUUACAGCGAUGAAGACAGAAAGGGGUUCACGAAGCUGGUUUACCAGAACAUAUUCACCGCCAUGCAAGCCAUGAUCAGAGCCAUGGACACCCUGAGGAUACAGUACCUGUGUGAGCAGAAUAAGGAAAAUGCCCAGCUAAUCAGAGAAGUGGAAGUAGACAGGGUCUCUGCGCUCUCCGAGGACCAGGUGCAGGCCAUCAAGCAGCUCUGGCUGGACCCAGGAAUCCAGGAGUGUUACGACAGGAGGAGGGAGUACCAGCUCUCAGACUCUGCCAAAUAUUACCUGACUGAUAUUGACCGGAUCGCCUUGCCGUCAUAUGUGCCGACACAGCAAGAUGUGCUUCGUGUUCGCGUGCCCACAACUGGCAUCAUCGAGUAUCCGUUUGACCUGGAAAACAUCAUCUUUCGGAUGGUGGACGUGGGUGGCCAGCGAUCCGAAAGGCGGAAGUGGAUCCACUGCUUUGAGAGCGUCACCUCCAUCAUAUUCUUGGUUGCGCUGAGUGAAUACGACCAGGUCCUGGCUGAGUGUGACAAUGAGAACCGCAUGGAAGAGAGCAAAGCCUUAUUUAAAACCAUUAUCACCUACCCCUGGUUUUUGAACUCAUCCGUGAUUUUGUUCUUAAACAAGAAGGAUCUUCUGGAAGAGAAAAUCAUGUACUCUCAUCUAAUUAGCUAUUUCCCAGAAUACACAGGACCGAAGCAAGACGUCAAAGCCGCCAGAGACUUUAUCCUGAAGCUCUAUCAGGACCAGAACCCUGACAAGGAGAAGGUCAUCUACUCCCACUUCACGUGCGCCACGGACACGGAGAACAUCCGCUUUGUCUUCGCUGCCGUCAAGGACACCAUCCUCCAGCUGAACCUGAGGGAGUUCAACCUCGUCUAAAUGCUGCUGCCCACACCUCGCCAACCAGAGACGGGAUUCACCAGCCCCUUGCUUUCCUUCUGAGAGCUUCUGACAUGCGCCAUCCCAGCCCCCUGGGCAGUACCGCACCAAGUCCGCCCUGCAGGCCACAGGGACAGAGAUGGGCCACGGAGCUUGUAAGACAUUUGAAUUUAGCAAAACUUUUUCAAAGUCUUGAUUCCAAAAUUGUUUUUAUAUUUCGACUUGUUAAGAUUUUGUGUAGUGAUUGAAUUUGAGGUUUUAUAGAAUUUUUUAAAAAGCCAGCAUAAUUUACUGUUUUUUUAAAGAAAUAAAUUUAAGUGUGUUUGUUAAUUUAGAGAUCAUGCCUUGAAACCACUAGAAUUAAUUUGCAUAACUUUGUUUAAAAAGAUAAGUUUUAAGCUUUUUUAUUAUAGCUUGUAAUUUUGAGACCAUUUUAAAUUGUUUUUCUCUCUUUAUGCUGAAACAUGUGAUGCUUUUAACAUGCCACCAAAGAUUUUUUAAAACGGUUAUUUUUUGUGUGCUAACUUUUUAAGUCAAAUUAAUGACUAUGUUGGUAUCUAAUUUGGUUUUCCACAUUUGGAUCACCAUGAAGCCAAAGCUGACAUAAGGUAAAUGGGCUCCACAUAGCACCUAUGUUAUCCUGGUGAAAAGUGUAUAUGACCAGGCCUUAUAAACUUAUGAAAUGGCUAAAAGCCCCAACUGUUUAACCAAUGUAAUGUAACCCUGCCAGAGGUCUGAUGGCCAUCACAGAUGUGCUGUCUGCACCACGUGGGCCGUGCCUUUCUGGGGAGGCUAAGAAUACACCAUUCUGCCAUUA
Messenger RNA from Myotis daubentonii (Daubenton's bat), 2872 nucleotides. It is a transcript of the gene GNA14, whose product is annotated as G protein subunit alpha 14. The record is from RefSeq and is a predicted model, not a curated record. Gene Ontology annotation, cellular component: cytoplasm; heterotrimeric G-protein complex. Gene Ontology annotation, molecular function: G-protein beta/gamma-subunit complex binding; G protein-coupled receptor binding; guanyl nucleotide binding. Gene Ontology annotation, biological process: adenylate cyclase-modulating G protein-coupled receptor signaling pathway; phospholipase C-activating dopamine receptor signaling pathway. Lineage: Eukaryota; Metazoa; Chordata; Mammalia; Chiroptera; Vespertilionidae.